Messenger RNA from Spizellomyces punctatus DAOM BR117, 673 nucleotides. RefSeq lists its product as uncharacterized. The record is from RefSeq and is a predicted model, not a curated record. The transcript is spliced from 3 exons. Lineage: Eukaryota; Fungi; Chytridiomycota; Chytridiomycetes; Spizellomycetales; Spizellomycetaceae. Bases 38 to 358 code for a protein of 106 amino acids.
GCAAAAUCCCCAUCUUGCUGCUUUGGUUGCUACAGCCAUGGGGACAGCGAGCGGAUCGACUAGUGCUCCAACGGCGCGGCCACUGUCUGCCCAUGUCAUCGAUGCCGCCAUGCAAGAGAAACUCAAUCAUGACAAGAUCCAACUACGAAUAGAAAAUGAGCACUACAUUCGAAAGCAUCCAGAAAUCAAACAUAUUCUGGACUAUUUCAUGACGGAAGUUUUGACCCAUCAACCGAGUAACGUACAAGAAUUUGCCGCAGCUGUACUAUCCGACCCAGAUCUGCGGGCGAAGGUGGAGAAACACAAAAUCCAGGCUCAGCAGUUUGAUGAAACACUUGGCCACAGCGAUAAACCCUAACCCGCGUUGGUAACCAUCCCGUCCCCAAUCAUCACUACCAUCCGAAUACCAUUUUCUCGUCCACGGCUAUGGAACGGACGUGCGUCGAUACGUUUCACAAAGUAAAUAUAUAAGGACUACUGGGUAGCAUUCCGCGACAGCUAUUACCACGCGCCAUCGACUUCCAGAUAAAACACCUAGCCAGUCUGCAUGUUGAUAAACUAACUACAAUUAUAUACAAUCAUUUGCUCUUGCAACUCAGUUGGAAAUCAGAUUCCUGAAUUUGCCCCGAGUCCGCUGUACGUGUCGUUCCGUCUGCCACUCUCCCUUUCGCAA